ACGACAAGUGUCGAUUACUCAGGUCUUGUACUUGAGUUAAACCUCAGCCUCCGCGCGCUCACCGGGUGCGUGCUGUGCGCCCUGAUCGUGUCCACGCUGCUCGGGAACGCGCUGGUGUGCGCCGCGGUGAUCCGGUUCCGCCACCUUCGCUCCAAAGUCACCAACUCCUUCGUGGUGUCGCUCGCGGUGUCAGACCUCUGCGUGGCCGUCCUCGUGAUGCCGUGGCGCGCGGUGUCCGAGGUCGCGGGCACGUGGCUGUUCGGCCACUUCUGCGACACGUGGGUCGCCUUUGACAUCAUGUGCUCCACCGCGUCCAUCCUGAACCUGUGCGUCAUCAGCAUGGACCGAUACUGGGCCAUCUCCAGCCCCUUCCGCUAUGAGCGAAGGAUGACACGCAGGUUCGCCUACCUGAUGAUCGGCGUGGCGUGGACCCUCUCCAUCCUCAUCUCCUUCAUCCCCGUGCAGCUCAACUGGCACCGCCUGCAGAACUCCACCGCGGCAAACAACGCGGCGGACUGCAACGCGCGCCUGAACCGCAGCUACGCCAUCUCCUCCUCGCUCAUCAGCUUCUACAUCCCGGUGCUGAUCAUGGUGGGGACGUACACACGGAUCUACCGCAUCGCUCAGACCCAGAUCCGGCGCAUCUCCUCCCUGGAGAGCGCGGCGGCGGUGGGGCGAAGUGCGCGAAACCACCACCGCAUGUCGACCCACGAAGAGAGUUCGCUGAAGACGUCCUUCAAGAGAGAAACCAAAGUGCUGAAGACCCUCUCCGUCAUCAUGGGGGUCUUCGUGUUCUGCUGGCUGCCCUUCUUCGUGCUGAACUGCGUGGUGCCGUUCUGUGACGCGCAGCGGGCCGGCGCCUGCGUCAGCGACACCACCUUCAGCGUGUUCGUGUGGUUUGGCUGGGCCAACUCUUCCCUGAACCCGGUCAUCUACGCCUUCAAUGCAGACUUCCGGAAGGCCUUCUCCACACUCCUGGGCUGUGGGCGGUUCUGCUCCAGUUCUGAGGUGCAGGCGGUGGACUUCAGCAACGAGCUGGUGUCCUACCGCCACGACACCACCCUGCAAAAGGAAGUGCUUCCGGGUCAAAGUGUGCAGAGACAGGAAAUGAACUUCGACAAAGUCUCCGUCAUUUCCGGUGAUUCCCGGCGCCACCGGAACCUGCUGCUGCCCUCUAUCCUGCAGAGCGAGGCGGAGAUCUGUCUGGACCUGAUGCCCUUCAACUCAUCCGGACCUGCCGACUGCUACCUGAUCCCAGGUCAGAUCCCAGACCUGUGA
Eleginops maclovinus (Patagonian blennie) is the source of this 1278-nucleotide messenger RNA. Its product is annotated as D(5)-like dopamine receptor. The transcript is spliced from 3 exons. Gene Ontology annotation, cellular component: plasma membrane. The record is from RefSeq and is a predicted model, not a curated record. Gene Ontology annotation, biological process: adenylate cyclase-activating adrenergic receptor signaling pathway. The coding region runs from base 217 to 1278 and encodes 353 amino acids. Gene Ontology annotation, molecular function: G protein-coupled receptor activity. NCBI's taxonomy places the organism in Eukaryota, Metazoa, Chordata, Actinopteri, Perciformes, Eleginopidae.